AGCCUCUCCAAAACCCUUCCUCGCGCCGGCGCACCCAACUCCUGCCCAAAUGCUGCUCCGACGAGUAGCCGCAUUAUGCACAGCCACCGCCCGCCGAUUAUCAACGGCGGCGGUUCUCCAAGAAGUAGAGACUGUGCCUGAAUUCACCUACCUGGAAGGCCUCCCCAGGCCGGACCCUAAGUACGACGAGACAAUCUUCGCGAUUCCGCGCCCAAAGUCCGGGAAGAACAUCGCCGCUAAGGAGAGAUCUUCUGGUCGCGUCCCUAGCAUCGUCUUCGAGGCUGAAGAUGGACAGCACGGAGGCAACAAGCUCCUCAUCUCCGUACGGACUAAUCAGAUAAAGAAGCUCGUGAAUCAUCUCGGUCGAUCCUUCUUCCUUUCCCGGCUUUUUGAUCUCGAGGUUCGAUCGGAUUUCGAGUCGCAGGAUAUUGUUGAGAAAGUCCGCGUUUUGCCUCGGAAGCUUCAUCUACAAGCCGGCAGCGAUGCAGUGCUCAAUGUUACCUUCAUCCGAGCACCAUCUACUGCUUGGUUAAAGGUGGAUGUUCCUCUCGUGUUCAGAGGAGAAGAUGUUUCUCCUGGAUUGAAAAAAGGUUCGCAACUGAACAUCAUUAAAAGAACUGUGAAAUACAAGUGUCCGGCAGACAUCAUCCCCCCUUACAUCGAUGUGGACUUAAGCGAGCUGGAUGUCGGCCAGAAAAUAGUGGCGCAAGAUCUCAAAGUUCACCCGGCGCUCAAACUUUUACGAUCCAAGGAUGAGCCCGUCUGCAAGAUCAUGGGCGCUAGAGUUUCCGAUCAACGGAAAUCCAAGUGAGCAGAUAUCUCCAUUCCAAUCCAUUUAUUUACCGGUAAGAAACACACUCUGCCUGUCUUGUUUAUUGCAGUUUUGUAGUUUUUGUGUAACAACUUAUUUGGUAAUAAACUGUGCCUUCUUUAUAAUUUUUUGGGUUUUUAUUAAAUGUGUGAUGAGCAUUCCAAGUGUUGAAUUUUCAUCAUUUUACGAGGUGACAUUU
Molecule: messenger RNA, 1010 nt
Organism: Andrographis paniculata
Lineage: Eukaryota; Viridiplantae; Streptophyta; Magnoliopsida; Lamiales; Acanthaceae
Exons: 3
Coding region: 50-811 (253 amino acids)
Biological process (GO): translation
Cellular component (GO): ribosome; cytosolic large ribosomal subunit
Molecular function (GO): structural constituent of ribosome; 5S rRNA binding
Source: RefSeq, a predicted model, not a curated record